AUGCCGCCGCUGCCGGGGCUCCCGCCGCUGCUCUGCCUGCUACUGCUGCCCGCGCUCCCCGCCGCACGAGGCCUGCGGUGUUCCCAGCCCGGCGAGACCUGCUUGAAUGGCGGGAAGUGUGAAGUGUUUGCCAACGGCUCGGAGGCCUGUGUCUGCAGCGGGGCCUUUGUGGGCCGACGGUGCCAGGCGCCCAGCCCCUGCCUCAGUGCCCCCUGUAAGAACGCAGGGACGUGCCACGUGCUGGAUGGUGGCAACGGUGUGGACUACUCCUGUACAUGCCGCCUGGGCUUCUCCGGGCCACUCUGCCUGACACCCCUGGACAACGCCUGCCUCACCAGCCCCUGCCGUAAUGGAGGCACCUGUGACCUGCUGACCCUUGAGGAGUACAAGUGCCGCUGCCCCCCAGGAUGGUCAGGGAAGACGUGCCAGCAGGCUGACCCCUGUGCAUCUAACCCCUGUGCCAACGGCGGCCAGUGCCUGCCCUUCGAGGCCUCCUACAUCUGCCGCUGCCCAUCCGGCUUCCACGGGCCCACCUGCCGGCAGGAUGUCAACGAGUGCAGUCAGGGCCCUGGGCCCUGCCGCAAUGGCGGCACCUGUCACAACGAGGUGGGCUCCUACCGGUGUGCCUGCCGGCCCACCCACGCCGGCCCCCACUGUGAGCUGCCUUACCUGCCCUGCAGCCCCUCGCCCUGCCAGAACGGGGGCACUUGCCGCCCCACGGGAGACACCACACAUGAGUGCGCCUGCCUGCCAGGCUUCACUGGUCAGAACUGUGAGGAGAACCUGGAUGACUGCCCGGGGAGCAGCUGCCGGAACGGGGGCACCUGUGUGGAUGGGGUCAACACCUACAAUUGCCGCUGCCCGCCUGAGUGGACAGGCCAGUACUGCACAGAGGAUGUGGAUGAGUGCCAGCUGAUGCCCAACGCCUGCCAGAAUGGCGGCACGUGCCACAACGCUCAGGGCGGCUACACCUGCGUGUGCGUCAACGGCUGGACGGGCGAGGACUGCAGUGAGAACAUCGACGACUGCGCCAAUGCUGCCUGCUUCCACGGCGCCACCUGCCACGACCGCGUGGCCUCCUUCUACUGCGAGUGCCCCCAUGGCCGCACAGGUCUCCUGUGCCACCUCAACGACGCAUGCAUCAGCAAUCCCUGCAACGAAGGGUCCAACUGCGACACCAACCCCGUCAACGGCAAGGCCAUCUGCACCUGCCCCUCAGGGUACACGGGGCCGGCCUGCAGCCAGGACGUGGACGAGUGCUCACUGGGCGCCAACCCCUGUGAGCACGCGGGCAAGUGCGUCAACACCCUGGGCUCCUUCGAGUGUCAGUGUCUGCAGGGCUACACGGGGCCCCGCUGUGAAAUCGACGUCAACGAGUGUGUGUCCAGCCCCUGCCAGAACGAUGCCACCUGCCUGGACCAGAUUGGGGAGUUCCAAUGCAUCUGCAUGCCCGGCUACGAGGGUAUUUACUGUGAGCUCAACACGGACGAAUGCGCCAGCAGCCCCUGUCUCCACGGCGGCCGGUGCCUGGACAAGAUCAACGAGUUCCAUUGCGAGUGCCCCACUGGCUUCACUGGGCACCUGUGCCAGUAUGACGUGGACGAGUGUGCCAGCACGCCCUGCGAGAACGGAGCCAAGUGCCUGGACGGGCCCAACACCUACACCUGCGUGUGCACGGAAGGCUACACAGGCACACACUGUGAGGUGGACAUCGAUGAGUGUGACCCUGACCCCUGUCACUAUGGCUCCUGCAAGGAUGGCAUUGCCACUUUUACCUGUGUCUGCCGGCCAGGCUACACUGGCCACCGCUGUGAGACCAACAUCAAUGAGUGCCACAGCCAGCCCUGCCGCCACGGGGGCACCUGCCAGGACCGCGACAAUGCCUACUUGUGCUUCUGCCUCAAGGGGACCUCAGGACCCAACUGUGAGGUCAACCUGGACGACUGUGCCAGCAGCCCCUGCGCCGCGGGCACCUGCCUGGACAAAAUCGAUGGCUACGAGUGUGUGUGCGAGCCGGGCUACACAGGGAGCAUGUGCAACAUCAACAUUGACGAGUGUGCAGGGGACCCCUGCCACAAUGGCGGCACCUGUGAGGACGGCAUCAAUGGCUUCACCUGCCGCUGCCCCGAGGGCUACCACGACCCCACCUGCCUGUCAGAAGUCAACGAGUGUGGCAGCAACCCCUGCAUCCAUGGAACCUGCUGGGACGGUCUCAACGGGUAUAAGUGUGACUGUGACCCUGGCUGGAGCGGAGCCAACUGUGACAUCAACAACAACGAAUGCGAGUCCAACCCCUGUGUCAACGGCGGUGCCUGCAAGGACAUGACCAGCGGCUACGUGUGCACGUGCCGGGAGGGCUUCAGCGGCCCCAACUGCCAGACGAACAUCAACGAGUGUGUGUCCAACCCGUGUCUGAACCAAGGCACUUGCAUCGAUGACGUGGCCGGGUACAAAUGCAAUUGUGUGCUGCCGUACACAGGAGCCGCCUGUGAAGUGGUACUGGCCCCGUGCGCGCCCGGCCCCUGCAGGAACGGGGGCGAGUGCAGGGCGUCUGAGGACUACGAGAGCUUCUCCUGCAUCUGCCCCCCGGGUUGGCAAGGGCAGACGUGCGAGAUUGAUAUCGACGAGUGUGUGAAGAGCUCCUGCCAGCAUGGUGCCUCCUGCCAGAACACCCUCGGGGGCUUCCACUGCCACUGCCUGGCCGGCUACACAGGCCGCACCUGUGAGACAGACAUCGACGACUGCCGGCCAAACCCGUGCCACAAUGGCGGCUCCUGCACAGAUGGCAUCAACGCAGCCUUCUGCGACUGCCUGCCUGGUUUCCGGGGGGCCUUCUGCGAGGAGGACAUCAAUGAAUGCGCCAGCAACCCCUGUCGCAACGGCGCCAACUGCACGGACUGCGUGGACAGCUACACGUGCACCUGCCCCGCUGGCUUCAGAGGGAUCCACUGUGAGGAUAACACACCUGACUGCACCGAGAGUUCCUGCUUCAAUGGAGGCACCUGCGUGGACGGUAUCAACUCCUUCACCUGCCUGUGUCCACCUGGCUUCACGGGUAGCUACUGCCAACAUGACGUCAAUGAGUGUGACUCUCGGCCCUGCCUGCACGGAGGCACCUGCCAGGACAGCUACGGAACCUACAAAUGCACCUGCCCCCAGGGCUACACCGGUGUGAAUUGCCAGAACCUGGUGCGCUGGUGUGACUCCUCCCCCUGCAAGAACGGUGGCAAAUGCUGGCAGACCAACACACUGUACCAGUGCAAGUGCCACAGCGGCUGGACUGGCCUCUACUGCGACGUGCCCAGCGUGUCUUGUGAGGUGGCUGCACGGCAGCAAGGUACACGCCUCGCCAACCUGUGCCGCCAUGGUGGUCUCUGCAUGGAUGCAGGCAACACCCACCACUGCCAUUGCCAGGCCAGCUACACUGGCAGCUACUGUGAGGACCAGGUGGACGAGUGCUCCCCCAGCCCCUGCCAGAACGGCGCCACCUGCACGGACUACCUGGGUGGCUACUCCUGCGAGUGUGUCGCCGGCUACCAUGGGGUCAACUGCUCUCUGGAAAUCAACGAAUGCCUGUCCCAGCCAUGCCAGAAUGGGGGUACCUGUAUCGACCUUGUCAGCACCUACAAGUGCUCCUGCCCUAGGGGCACUCAAGGUGUGCACUGCGAGGUGAACGUGGAUGAUUGCUCCCCGCCUAUGGACCCCAACACCCGGAGCCCCCGCUGCUUCAACAAUGGCACCUGUGUGGACCAGGUGGGCGGCUACAGCUGCGUCUGUCCGGCAGGCUUCGUGGGCGAGCGCUGUGAGGGUGACGUCAACGAGUGCUUGUCCAACCCCUGCGAUGCCCGUGGCACCCAGAACUGUGUGCAGCGGGUCAACGCCUUCCACUGCGAGUGCCGGCCUGGCUACACCGGCCGCCGCUGUGAGUCGGUCAUCAACGGCUGUCAGAGCCAACCGUGCCGGAACGGGGGCACAUGCGCCGUGGCCGCCAACACUGCCCGUGGCUUCAUCUGUAAAUGCCCUGCGGGCUUCGAGGGCGCCACCUGUGAGAAUGACGCCCGCACAUGUGGCAGCCUGCGCUGCCUCAACGGGGGCACCUGCCUGUCCGGCCCGCGCAGCCCCACCUGCCUGUGCCUGGGCGCCUUUACCGGCCCCGAGUGCCAGUUCCCAGCCAGCAGCCCCUGCGUGAGCCUCAGACCCUGCUACAACCAGGGCACCUGCGAACCCACCUCGGAGAGCCCCUUCUACCGCUGCCAGUGCCCCCCCAAGUUCAAUGGGCUCAACUGCCACAUUCUGGACUACAGCUUCGGGGGUGGCGUGGGGCGUGACGUCCCACUCACGCAGAUCGAGGAAGUCUGCGAGAAGCCCGAGUGCCACGCGGACGCCGGCAACAAGCUUUGCAACGUCAACUGUAACAACCACGCCUGCGGCUGGGACGGCGGCGACUGCUCCCUCAACUUCGACGACCCCUGGAAGAACUGCUCCCGCUCGCUGCAGUGCUGGGAGUACUUCAGCAACGGCCGCUGCGACGCCCAGUGCAACUCGGCCGGCUGCCUCUUCGACGGCUUCGACUGCCAGGGCGGCGGGGGCCAGUGCAACCCGCUGUACGACCAGUACUGCAGGGACCACUUCAGCGACGGGCACUGUGACCAGGGCUGCAACAACGCUGAGUGUGAGUGGGACGGGCUGGACUGUGCAGACCGAGUGCCUGAGCGGCUGGCGGCCGGCACGUUGGUGGUGGUGGUGCUGAUGGCGCCAGAGCAGCUGCGUAACAACUCCUUCCACUUCCUGCGUGAGCUGAGUCGCCUGCUGCACACCAACGUGGUCUUCAAGAGGGAUGCACAGGGCCAGCCCAUGAUCUUCCCCUACUACGGCCGCGAGGAGGAACUCCACAAGCACCCCAUCAGGCGGUCGGCCGACGGCUGGACCUCCGAGGGCUGGGCCGCCACGCCUCGCGCCCUCCUCGGCCAGGUGCAGGCCGCGCUGCUGCCUGGAGCUGGGGGCGGACGCCGGCGCAGGGAGCUGGACCCCAUGGACAUCCGAGGGUCCAUCGUGUACCUGGAGAUUGACAACCGCCAGUGCGUCCAGUCCUCCUCCCAGUGUUUUCAGAGCACCACAGAUGUUGCCGCCUUCCUAGGGGCGCUGGCCUCGCUGGGCAAUCUCAACAUCCCCUACAAGAUCGAGGCUGUACAGAGUGAGAGCGUGGAGCCGCCGGCCCCGGCCCCGCUGCACUUCAUGUACGUGGCCGUGGCUGCCUUCCUGUUGCUGGUCUUCGUGGGAUGCGGGGUCCUCUUCUCCCGCAAGCGGCGGCGGCAGCACGGCCAGCUCUGGUUCCCUGAGGGCUUCAAGGUGUCAGAGGCCAGCAAGAAGAAGCGGCGGGAGCCCCUCGGGGAGGACUCCGUGGGCCUCAAGCCCCUGAAGAAUGCUUCGGAUGGCGCCCUCAUGGACGACAACCAGAACGAGUGGGGGGACGAGGACCUGGACACCAAGAAGUUCCGGUUCGAGGAGCAGGUGGUCCUGCCCGACCUGGAUGACCAGACGGACCACCGGCAGUGGACCCAGCAGCACCUGGACGCUGCUGACCUGCGCGUGUCUGCCAUGGCCCCCACGCCACCCCAGGGUGAAGUAGAUGCUGACUGCAUGGAUGUCAACGUCCGAGGGCCCGAUGGCUUCACCCCGCUCAUGAUCGCCUCCUGCAGCGGAGGGGGCCUGGAAACCGGCACCAGUGAGGAGGAGGAGGACGCUCCAGCGGUCAUCUCGGACUUCAUCUACCAGGGUGCCAGUCUGCACAACCAGACCGACCGCACCGGUGAGACCGCCCUGCACCUGGCUGCCCGCUACUCACGUUCCGACGCUGCCAAGCGCCUGCUGGAGGCCAGUGCAGAUGCCAACAUCCAGGACAACAUGGGGCGGACCCCACUGCAUGCAGCUGUGUCCGCCGAUGCCCAGGGCGUCUUCCAGAUCCUGAUCCGGAACCGGGCCACAGACCUGGACGCCCGCAUGCAUGAUGGGACCACGCCUCUGAUCCUGGCUGCCCGCCUGGCUGUGGAGGGCAUGCUGGAGGACCUCAUCAACUCUCACGCCGACGUCAAUGCCGCCGAUGACCUGGGCAAGUCAGCCCUGCACUGGGCCGCUGCCGUAAACAACGUGGACGCUGCCGUUGUCCUCCUCAAGAACGGGGCCAACAAAGACAUGCAGAACAACAAGGAGGAGACACCCCUGUUCCUGGCCGCCCGCGAGGGCAGUUACGAGACAGCCAAGGUACUGCUGGACCACUUUGCCAACCGAGACAUCACAGACCACAUGGACCGCCUGCCGAGGGACAUCGCCCAGGAGCGGGUCCACCAUGACAUCGUGCGUCUCCUGGACGAGCACAACGUGGCACGCAGCCCGCCGCUGCCUGGUGCGGGCCCUGGAGGCCCACCCACCCUGUCGCCCCCGCUCUGCUCCCCGAAUGGCUACCUGGGCAACCUGAAGCCGGCCCUGCAGGGCAAGAAGGCCCGCAAGCCCAGCGCCAAGGGCCUGGCCUGCGGCGGCAAGGAGGCCAAAGAGCUAAAGGCACGGAGGAAGCGGUCACAAGAGGGGAAGGGCUGCCUGCUGGACGGCGCCAGCGUGCUGUCUCCCGUGGACUCGCUUGAGUCGCCACAUGGCUACCUGUCGGACGUGGCCUCCCCGCCCCUGCUGCCCUCCCCAUUCCAGCAGUCACCAUCCCUACCGCUCAGCCACCUGCCGGGCAUGCCCGACGCCCACCUGGGCCUCACGCACCUGGGCAUGGCGGCCAAGCCAGAGAUGGUGCUGGGUGGAGGCAGCCGGCUGCCCUUCGAGGGCCCGCCCCGCCUCUCGCACCUGCCUGUGGCCUCCAGCAGCGGCAGCGCGGCCUUGGGCACCGGCGGGGGCGUGGUGAACCUGGCCGUGGGGGGGACUGCCAGCCUGGGUCAGUGCGAGUGGCUGUCACGGCUGCAGAACGGCCGGGCGCCCAGCCAGUACACCCCGCUGCGUGCCACCCUGACCCCACAGGCACCUGGCCUCCCACACAGCAGCCUGGGUCAGCUGCACAGUGGCCUGCCCCCCGGGCCUCUGCCCCCGAUGGCAAGCUACCCAGGCCUGCCUUCCUCCAGGCUGCCCGCCCAGCCUCACCUGCUGCCGGCCCAGCCACUGCAGCAGGUCCAGCCGCCACAGAACCUGCAGGCCCCACCGAACCUCGGGGUGGGCCCCGCAUCCAGCAGCCACAGCGGCCGCGGCUUCCUGGGCGGAGAGUCGAGCCAGCCGGAGGUGCAGGCGCUGGGCCCCGCGGGGCUGGCUGUGCAUACUGUCCUGCCCUCAGAGAGCCAGGGCCUGCCCACAGCGCUACCGCCCACGCUGGCACCGCCCCUGACCACCGCCCAGUUCCUGACACCCCCAUCACAGCACAGCUACUCCUCACCUGUCGACAACACGCCCAGCCACCAGCUGCAGGUGCCGGAGCACCCCUUCCUCACGCCGUCGCCUGAGUCCCCGGACCAGUGGUCCAGCUCCUCGCCACAUUCCAACAUCUCUGACUGGUCGGAGGGCAUCUCCAGCCCACCCACCAGCCUGCAGUCCCAGAUUGCCCACAUCCCGGAGGCCUUCAAGUAA
Molecule: messenger RNA, 7614 nt
Organism: Elephantulus edwardii (Cape elephant shrew)
Lineage: Eukaryota; Metazoa; Chordata; Mammalia; Macroscelidea; Macroscelididae
Gene: NOTCH1
Product: notch 1
Exons: 34
Coding region: 1-7614 (2537 amino acids)
Biological process (GO): establishment or maintenance of epithelial cell apical/basal polarity; regulation of developmental process; cell differentiation
Cellular component (GO): protein-containing complex; plasma membrane
Molecular function (GO): calcium ion binding; signaling receptor activity; protein binding
Source: RefSeq, a predicted model, not a curated record